AUGGAGCAUGUUACUGUCCCUCCACUGUCCCGUCUUGCUAUUUGCGGUGGCACCCAUGGAAAUGAGAUGUCAGGGGUGUACAUGGUGAGGGAGAUGCAGAAACACAAGGAUGCUCGGGCUGGAUCUGUGGCUAUAACCACUGUCAUGUCAAACCCACGAGCUGUAGAUGCCUGUCGGAGAUACAUAGACAAGGAUCUUAACCGCUGUUUUACAGACGCCUUGCUGAGGUAAGAGCAUUAACUCCAGAUAUUUUGUCUGAUUGAUAAAUCUGCUCUAAAAACCAGAAAUGCAAAAAACCCUAUUCCUCUCGCUUUUAGUUCCCCCAUUACAGACUCCACACCCUAUGAGUUGCUACGAGCCAAAGAGUUGAAUGAUCAGCUUGGGCCCAAAGGAGGGGCGGGGGCGGUGGAUCUGCUCUGUGACAUCCACAACACCACCGCCAACAUGGGCCUGUGCCUCAUCUUUUACUCUUUAGACUGGGUCACUCUACACAUAUACAAAUACAUCCAGGUCAGCACUACAAUGUGUUAUCAGGACAAAUAAUCAUACAUCCAUAAACCUACUCCAUGACAGGUUGAAUUCUGACUUUCACAAGGAGACAAAGAUUUAAGAAAACAAUAGGAAGUAUGAGGUGCUGUAACUGAAGGCAGUGUUAAUUUUGCAACUUCAUAAAGUAUCAGGAUCAAAACCAUGGUCACACUGGCAGAUAAAUAUGCAUGUAUAUGAUAUUAAAGCGCAGGAAAGUGCUAAAGUAUUCACUGUUUUGGUUUUUGUGGUUUUUCAGAGCAAGAUGACCACCCCUGUAAGAGCAAUCCAGUUGGACAUACCUCUUUCUGAGGCGUAUUCAUUGGAGUCAGUGGGUAAAUACGGUUUUGGUAAGUGCGAGUGGUUUUCUCUGCCUUCCUCUGCAUGUCUUUUUUUAUCAUCUGGGUUAUUAAAGGAUAAGAUAUGGGAACGAUUUCUCUUAUUCUACGCAGCAAUUGAAGUCGGGCCCCAACCUGGCGGUGUAGUAAGGGCUGAUAUCUUCAACAUGGUCAAAGAGGCGGUGGAUCUCACCAUAGAGUGGCUCCAGCGAUUCAACUCUGGUGAGAAACAAAUUCUGGUACUACAACAAACAGAUCAACUAAGAAAACAAGGAGCUUAGUAUUACAGAAAAACAGAUUUUCUUGAAGUAACGAAGCAGUCUGUGUUGGUCCAGUAAAAGUGAAGUUAAAGCUUUGUGCUCCUUUUAAUCCUGGUUUCUACAUGUUUCCUGUAAAUAUGGUUUUAAAGUUAUCAGAUUUCUGUCUCUAACAUAAUACAGAAAAGGAGGCAGCACUUUGAGGAAUCAGAGACCCCCAAACCUCUAAAUCACACCCCAACUCUCUGCAUUUGCAGCACACUACUAAGGAUUAAAAUAUUCAUGAGCAGUUUGGCAGAACAAAUGAUCCAAUACUCAAAGUCCAUUCAUUAAACCAACAUUGCUUCAUAUUUCUCACCAUGUCCUUCGCAGGAGAGACCUUUGAUGGAGGUGAAGUGGAGGCAUUCAGUCCAGUGCAGACUGUUGAUUACCCCAGGGAUCCUACAACCAAUGAAAUUACUGCUGCCGUACACCCACAGCUGCAGGUAAAGAACAAAGAAGGAUUCAUUAACUGAUAAGCCUCUGAUAAAAGCUGCUACUCUUUGUUUCUGAAAACUACCAUCCAACAGUGUGAUAACACUAAAAAAUACAGCUUAAUGAUGGCUGAAUCUGCAGCUCACUCCAACUUUAUGGAACAAGCUAUUUUUCCGAGUUUAGCUAACAAUUUACAGUAAUUUUGAGUCCUAUCAUUAACAAAAAUCUUUGAACCCCACUGAGCAUUUUUUGGUCUAUAAGAGGUCUAAUAGACAUCUAAAUGUAGCCUAAACAACUGGUCUAAAAUCAGGCUACCACAGGUCUAAAAAUUAAAGUUUUUUUUAUACGUCUAAAUGUAGACCAAGUUUAGACCAAGUCUAAAUCUGGGCUGUAUCUAUACUACACUGUAUAUUGCUCAACGGCUAUCGUAAUUAUUUUGGAUUAAGUACUUGGAGAUCAGUUAUACAACUCACAGUUGCUCUUUGAAAUAAAUAGUUAUCGAAUGAUGGGUUAAAGUGCAACGUCCAAAUUCCGUCUUAAAUAUACAGAAUCUAGAUGUUGAAAUUAAGUCUAAAAAAAACUAGACGUCUAUUAGCUGUCUUUUGCUCAGUGGGCCAGUUUACACUCAAAGACACAGCUCAUUCCUAACUGGGUAGAGUGUAAAGAAGUUUAAGUCAAAAACAACAACUCCUAAUUCAUGCUAGUCUUGGGAUACAACUUUGUAUCAAUAAAAAUAAAAGUAUCAAUUACAAGUUUAAAUAAAUCAAUCAGUUUUUAUGUUUCUAGCACUAAUUCACACCAAGUGUUAUCCUAAGAUGCUUAAUGAAAAAAAGCUGGUUUAGACCAUACUCUACUUACAAAGUCCCUAUGUAAAGAUGGGAUAAGACUGAGCCCCAUCUUGUAAGGUACAACUCACACCCAUCCCAUUUUUAUACAGUACAAAAACUUUAAAUUACAUGUAUGUUUUUGUUUAGAAAGAAAUGAUCGUCCUUGGUUGCACUUUGACUCACCAGCUGGCUUUCUCUGCCUUUUCCAGGACAACGACUUCAAGCUGCUCCAACCGGGCGACCCGACAUUUCUGUCAUUCUCAGGAGAGACAAUGAGGCACGAAGGAGCAGCCCUCUACCCUUUCUUUGUAAAUGAAUGUGCCUACUAUGAGAAGAAAAUUGCUUACCAGCUAGCCAAGAAAAUCACUCUGACCUUCCCAUCGAUAAGUGUGAAAAAAGACUGA
Messenger RNA from Xyrichtys novacula (pearly razorfish), 2825 nucleotides. NCBI's taxonomy places the organism in Eukaryota, Metazoa, Chordata, Actinopteri, Labriformes, Labridae. The record is from the annotation of a GenBank genome assembly.